UAGGAACUUCAAUUCCCGGAGUACACUGCCACGGUAGCUACACGUGAUCCAAUCCGGGUUCGAAGUUUAUCGAAAGCGAGGAAAGUUUUCGUAUUACUGGGGAGGAUUUCCUCCAUACACAAUAAAAAUGCAACAAAACGGGAAAAUAACAGAACAUCCCAAACCAAAUCAGUGUUUGAGAAUAUUAUGGAGAUCAUGCAAUCUAUGCAUGAGUCUGUUUUUCUCUCUGGCAAGCUAUGUACAGAUAAAUGACCCCGACGCUGGCCUGUGGAUGGCUGCCUAUGCAAUUCCUGCAGGUUUGUGCUUAUUGAUAAGCCUUAACCCACACGUAACAGAGUCAUCACUGUGGAGGAGGCUUGCCGAUCUUCAUACACUAAUUUCUACAGCUGUGGCCUCCAUGUUAGGCUGGAUCCUUUACCAAAAACGCAUUCAGGAUGUCUUCCAGCAAGAGGAAGGAAGAGAAUUCUCUGGGCUGAUUUUGACAAUGGUCUGGCUUCUCCUGUGUAGACACUCUGGGAGAAAUCCGAUUGGUGUGCUCAGAGUAUGCACUGCGACUGCCAUCACGGUCUUCCCUUUUGUGGCAUGGCUGUACUACUACAUCAACAAAGAGCUGAGGUCUGCCUGGCCUUCACACUGUAAAACCGCUCUCUAGGCCCGCAGGCCGAAAAAUAAAGACACAAAAAAAUCUCUGAACCAGGCAGGGUUGAAUUUUAUUGAAAGAUUGCCAUUGCCAACAAGAAUGUUAUCUUUCCUAAUCACCUGACAAUCAACUAAGUCAGUAGAAGUAUCAAAAAUAUAUACCAAAUAUAUCUGAAUUACGUGUCAAUUAAAAUGUGCAGUGGCUGAUUUCUGGAUUGGUCAACAUUUUAUCGACUACCACAAACUCCACAUCAGUGAACAGUGAAGACAGUCAUUUAAAUAGAGUAAUUGUUCAUCUUUACACUCUAAACAUUCCAUAAUUCCAUUUUAUUUACUAAAUGUUGUGCUUAAAAGAACAAUCAGAUAUCUAUCCAGUGUAAAGAACCUAACAUAACCUGGAGCAAAAUCUGUAUAUAAUUAUUUUUGUGUGAGGUUUUGAGAAAUGUUCAAAACAAGUGAAAUUAAAAUAAAGGAAUUCUAAGAAUUUUUA
This is a messenger RNA of Conger conger (European conger), 1129 nucleotides long. RefSeq names its product transmembrane protein 220 (gene tmem220). NCBI's taxonomy places the organism in Eukaryota, Metazoa, Chordata, Actinopteri, Anguilliformes, Congridae. The record is from RefSeq and is a predicted model, not a curated record. The transcript has 6 exons. The coding region runs from base 128 to 652 and encodes 174 amino acids.